UAAAGGUCGCAGUUUUACAGCAUUAUCAGUUUUGGAAGAUCAUUGAAUGAAGUAGCAUCUCGUCGGCAAUGAAUUCGUUUGUUUGGGUUUUACUUCUUGUGGGUGUUGCUGUUGCUAGUGCCAGUAACAGCGACAGUGAAGUUUCAGACCCUCAUACAGAACAAUGCAAAGUGGGCGAUACGAAGUUCAAAGACUGCAACUUCUGCAAGUGCACAAACGGCGCCUUCGAGUGCACGGAAAAGAAGUGUCCAGACCGCGGAAAAAGAGGUGUGCCCGUGGCCGCUGACUUAAAAAACACCCCGUGUGCCCCUAACGAUUACUUCAAGAUCGACUGCAACACUUGCUAUUGCAAUAUCGAGAAAACGGGCUAUCUUUGCACGGAAAACUUGUGCCCGCUCACCGAACCGCCGGCGACGGACGCACCGCCCAAUAACGCCACCAUUGCUUUGAAUGACACCGUAACCGAAUCAACUGUUGCUAAUUUUUUUAACACCACUGAGUCAAUUAGUAAUCACUCGGAUACUGGCGGUGGCACGACCCCCAGUUUGAAUGUCACUCUUAUUCUAGAUGACUUUUCUUGCACUCCCGGCCAGACGUUCAAGAAGGAUUGCAACACGUGCACGUGCACCCCGGACGGGAAAAAUGCCGUCUGUACGCUGAAAAAGUGUGCGGAAGCUGUGGCAAACGCAACACGGCCAAAGCUACACCAAGUUAAAAUGAAGACCCUCAUCCUGUGCUGUCUUGUGCUCAGUGUCCUGAUUGCCAGUGUUGUCUCCGAAGAAGCGGAGUGCAACAACGGCGACACAAAAAAAGUCGACUGCAACUCUUGUCGUUGCACCAACGGCCUCUGGUCAUGCACGAAGAAAGUCUGCUUAGAGCGCAAAACUAGAAAUGCCUUCUCUUGCAAACCUGGCGAGACUUUCAAACGGGAUUGCAAUUCGUGCACUUGUACUUUAGAUGGGAAAAACGCUGUUUGUACUUUGAAAAGUUGUGUGGGGCCGAAAGCUUGACAUACCGUUUGCCAGCCCGGAACUACGUUCAAAAAAGAUUGUAACACCUGUGUUUGUAACAAGGAUGGAACCAAUGCUGCCUGCACCCUGAAAGCUUGCCUCUAAUUACUGUGUACUGUUUCGUUAUUUUUUUCAGUAAUAAAUUUUGAAUUAUU
Tribolium castaneum (red flour beetle) is the source of this 1165-nucleotide messenger RNA. RefSeq lists its product as uncharacterized. The transcript has 8 exons. The record is from RefSeq and is a predicted model, not a curated record. Gene Ontology annotation, molecular function: peptidase inhibitor activity. Lineage: Eukaryota; Metazoa; Arthropoda; Insecta; Coleoptera; Tenebrionidae. The coding region runs from base 69 to 1010 and encodes 313 amino acids.